Messenger RNA from Colletotrichum navitas, 2205 nucleotides. Its product is annotated as ankyrin repeat-containing domain protein. The transcript is spliced from 3 exons. The record is from RefSeq and is a predicted model, not a curated record. Bases 1 to 2205 code for a protein of 734 amino acids. Gene Ontology annotation, molecular function: protein binding. Lineage: Eukaryota; Fungi; Ascomycota; Sordariomycetes; Glomerellales; Glomerellaceae.
AUGUAUACCACGCCGAGAGCCUCCUCCUGUCGUCCAAGCAUGGUAGCAAUAUCACAGGUGCUCUUCAGGGCUGUUGAUCGGUAUGGUUCUUGGCGUAAAGAGCAUAAUAAGGUCAUCGAAGUGUUGCUCGAUGUGUUGCCGCAAACCGACGGUUGGGCGCCUUUGAUGUCACAGCAGUACAGCGAUCUUCCAGUGAGCAUUCAAUCGGCGCUGAACCGUCUGUUUAAGGAAGCUAUCCUAAGAUCCGAUCUUACUCUUGUCCGGUCUUUGAUUCGAGUGGGCAUUGAUGCCAAUCAACCCCUGACCAGCAUCCUCCAACAGUAUCUAAUACAUAGGGCGGCAACUGCAUUCGAAUAUGCAAUCUUUACGAACGACCGCCCCUUAAUUCAACUACUCGUUGAGUUGGAUGCCAAUCAUCCAAGCAGCAAUUUGGAACUGACACGGUCAGCUUGGGGAUACCGGAACGCCCCCGGCACGACUUUGGGAUCAAUGACAUCUCUGCUGUCGAAUUUCGUAUUCUGUCAGGAAGACGAUGAAGAGGCUUGCAAACUGCCUGAACAGAUUGCUUCUGUCGAGGCAUGCCCAAUCACUAGGCAAGUUUUUGAGUUCUUUCGGACAAGACUUCACACCCCAGCAUCAAAACCGGAAUUGCUCGCAUCUGCUAUCAAAGCAAGAAGCAGAAUUGUCCUGAAUCUACUAUUAGAGGAUCAGGACCAUUUUGGCGCGUAUGUUAACCACCCGACUCGAGUGGGGGCUACACCAAUAAUGGCUGCUAUUGAUACAGGAGACACAAAGCUUUUGGAACGCCUCGUUCACCAGGGGGCCUCGCUCGACCUACCGUCGUCGACCUUAACUACUUGUUCUCCCCUUCAAUACGCUGCCUAUGUGUCCGAUGCCGACAUGCUUCAGAAAUUACUGUGGCAUGGAGCUAAGAUUAACUAUACCCAUCCUUCAAGCUCUCGAUUUGCAUGGCCUUUGGGUAAUUCAAACGACUAUAAAGCCGAUUUCACAUAUAUUGGGAAAACUGCUCUCCAAUCGGCCUUUCUUUGGGACAACAACGAGAAUGCAAUUUUCCUCCUCGAAGCAGGACCCGAGUUGGUCGGAAGCGAACUGGCAAUCGCAAUCGCAUCCCGUCAAGACGCGGUUGUUGAUGAACUCCUCAUCAAAGGAGCAUCUUUCGAGGAGACUUCAGCUAUAUCUGAUGCAAUCUCGGUUCUGGAGACUGUGGCUCUCACAGAAGACAUGGCUUUGAUUUCUCAGAUCAUCAAAAACAGCUCACAGACUGUUGUUGCGUCUUCUCUCUGGGCGGCCAUAUUUGUUGCGGAAUCCACCUCAGAUCUAAGCAUUUUCGAAUUUCUACUGGGUCACAUUUCGGUUGCAUCGCACAGCGAUGUGCUUGGCAGCAAUAUUCGGGCGACUUCUCGGCAGGGUAAUCUACCUCUAGUGGAGAAACUCAAGAAUCUCGGUGCCGACAUCAACGCUCCUGCUGGCGUUCGUGGCGCCACUGCUUUGCAAUAUGCUUCCAUUGGGGGUUAUUUUGGUUUGGUACGCAGAUUAUUGGAGUUCCAGGCAGAUCCUAAUGCCUUGGGAGCGUGGUGUUCAACGGGCCGAACAGCGUUAGAAGGCGCCGCCGAGCAUGGUAAAUUGGACGUUGUUCAGUUACUCCUCAACUCUGGGGUCAAGACCGUCGGUAGUGGCCGUCUUCAAUACGUCCGAGCGAUCAGAUUUGCCCAGAGCGAGGGUCAUCAUGCAGUGGCAAGACUAAUCAAAUCUCACCGGCCCUGGGAGGAGGCCGAUCAGAGGCUAUAUGACGACAAGAAGUUACUCGGAUGUGGGCACAACUACGAGUCGGAUGAAGGGGUUGACAAAGAAACAGACGAGGAGUACGGGUCAUCAAGAGGGACUUCCGAGGCCGAGUGCGAGGUAUCAGGAGUUCCAUGCGAGGUUCCUGGGGAGACCUUUGAGGUGGACGACGGAAAAGGUGGCGACCCUGACACGGCUUUUGGCGGCGACGAAGAGUUACCAGGGUAUCCUACUCUGGUGCCUGUCGGUAUUGAAGAAGGGCUCGCACACGGUGUUGACGAGGGGUUAGAACGUCCAGGAGACCUAAUCUGGACGGAGGCCUACGAGACGUUUAUCUCAGAACUACCUUGGUUGAUGAGGAAGGAUAUUGAACUGGACACGAUGAAUGAGAUCCGGGAUUGA